UCUAUCGCAAUGAAGACUCUCCUGGUUUUGACUGUCCUCGGCGUGGUGACCGUCGCCACUGCCAGCGUCAUACCCCGCCAAACGUACGACACCGAUCACCAGCAUAAGCGCUCGAUCCCGUCCGACGACAGCACGCAAACCUUGGGCUACACGGAAGCCGAAACCACUUCGGAACACUGGCGCCAAGUGGCACGCAACAUCAUCGCAGCCAAGCUGACCGAAACGCCCGUUGUGACCAAACCGAAGAACGUGGUGCUAUUCAUCGGCGAUGGAAUGUCGGCCCAAACGAUUUCCGCCACCCGAAUGUACCUCGGCAACGAAAACAGGAUGCUUGCAUUCGAGAAUUUCGCCAACUUGGCCACGGUACGAACGUACUGCGUUGAUCAGCAGGUGGCGGAUUCGGCUUGCUCGGCAACGGCGCUGUUUUCUGGUGUCAAGACGAAUCAAGGAAUGAUCAACGUGCCGUCGGAAGUAGCGUUCAAUAACUGUGCAUCAUCGAGUGAAAUCGUUGGAUUGCUGAAGUGGGCUCAGGAAAGCGGUCUAGCGACAGGACUAGUGACUACAGCACGUGUUACAGAUGCAACAACAGCAGCAGCGUACGCAAGCGUGGCGAACCAAGACUGGGAGGAUGAUUCAUAUGUGAGACAAAGUGGAUGUGAUCCAUCUCAGGUUUCGGAUAUUGCUCAGCAGUUGGUUCAUGGAGAAGUGGGACGCAAUUUGAAUGUCAUUUUGGGAGGAGGUCGUAAACACUUUAUUCCCUCGACUACAGUCGACGAAGAAGGCAAAUAUGGAUCGAGGACGGAUGGACGUAAUUUGAUUGAUGAAUGGAAAGAAUUGCACCCACAAGGAGAGUAUGUGUGGAAUAGGACCAGCCUGCGGUCAGUUAGCUCUAGCCGGACCGAACAAUUGCUUGGUUUGUUUGAAAGCGAUGACUUGAAAUACCACUUGGAGAUGAUUGAGCAAGGUUUGUUGACUGAACCGAAUCUGGUCGAUAUGGUGGCGAUUGCUACAGGGGUGCUAAACCGACAUAACGAUGGGUACCUUCUGGUUGUGGAAGGAGGUCUGAUUGAUAAAGCCCACCAUGAAACGAGACCUCGGUUGGCUUUGGAGGAAACUGCCGAGUUCUCACGAGCUGUUGAUUUCGUACAGACUAUUUCACGUGAAGAUGAAACCUUGAUUGUGGUGACGGUGGAUCAUGGAAACUCUAUGACAUACAAUGGAUACGCGAACCGAGGUAGUGAUGUGUUAGGAAUUGCUGGACUGAGUGACGAGGAUGGUCUGCCGUACACUAUCUUGAGCUACGCCAACGGACCUGGCUACUACAGCACCUAUAAGGAGCAGAACCGAGGUGAACGGGUGGAUAUCAGCGGAAUGAACUUUAAGGACUUCCGUACGCAAUAUCCGGCAACCGUUCCGCUGGAUGAGUCCACUCAUGGUGGGGAAGAUGUUCCGGUGUACGCGCGAGGUCCGAUGGCGCACCUAUUUCGGGGCAAUAUGGAGCAAAGUGCGGUUCCCCACCUAAUCGCUUAUGCAGCUCAGUUAGGACGGUUUCGUGUUUAGAUUAAGUUGUAAGAAUCUUUAUAAUAAUGACAUGCGUGUUUAUAUGAACACUAAAUUCUCAAUAAAUUAAAUUUAGACUUGCUAA
This is a messenger RNA of Armigeres subalbatus, 1645 nucleotides long. Its product is annotated as membrane-bound alkaline phosphatase-like. The transcript has 2 exons. Lineage: Eukaryota; Metazoa; Arthropoda; Insecta; Diptera; Culicidae. Gene Ontology annotation, biological process: dephosphorylation. The coding region runs from base 10 to 1560 and encodes 516 amino acids. The record is from RefSeq and is a predicted model, not a curated record. Gene Ontology annotation, molecular function: alkaline phosphatase activity.